Molecule: messenger RNA, 813 nt
Organism: Drosophila obscura
Lineage: Eukaryota; Metazoa; Arthropoda; Insecta; Diptera; Drosophilidae
Exons: 2
Coding region: 110-793 (227 amino acids)
Source: RefSeq, a predicted model, not a curated record
UUAUCGUCACGGUCACACUGUUAUAUAUACGACGCAAAAUUCCCAUAGUUUAUUUUGGCUGUAAUUUCAUUAAAUUGCGAUAAUUGUAACAGUUGCCUGCAAUAGCACAAUGAGUUCGCAACGCGGUAAUGUCAACCGCACACGUGCCCAGAAACACAAGAAUCGUUUUGUAUUCAAGAAUGAUCUGCACGACAAGACUCCGCAACAGAUGCGACUCAAUUCCAUGCAUGUCUCGACGGUCUGCCAGCGGUGCAAGGAGGUGAUCGAGUGGAAGAUCAAAUACAAGAAGUACAAGCCGCUCACCCAGGCGAAGACCUGCAGCCAUUGCAAGGAGCGGACAGUGAAGAAGGCCUACCAUGUCAUCUGUCGGGAGUGCGCCAUCAAGGCCCAUGCCUGCGCCAAGUGCCUGAAGACCGCCGACGAGGUGGCCAUAGAGGCGCCCGAGCCAACGCCACAGGAGGAGCAGCAGCUGCAGGUGGAAAUGGAUCGUUUGGUCAAAUCGUUCUCAGAGCGCAAGCGUCGCGCCUUUCUGCGCUACAUGAACAAGGGCAAGAAACAGGAGACGGCUGAGAAGGACGAGGAGACGGAGGAGAUCGAGGAGAAGGCGAAACGUGUGGCCCACACUCGCGCCGAGCUUCUGGACAAAAUAAAGCAACUGAACCUAGCCGAAGAGGAUGAUUACGACGAUGAUGAUGAUGAGGACGACGACGAGGACGCUGAGGAUGAUGAUUCAGAUAUUGAUUCAAACGAAGACAGCGAGGAGGAGGAGGAGAAAUCUGUUAAAGCGAAAUAAAGUUUCCAUAUUCUUUAGUC